UGUCACCCAGAGUGACUCUAUCUAUGCCAGGAUCUUCAUAGAAAAUGGCUUGUGUCUCGAGGGCAAGGCAUCGCAUCCGGUCGCUUUGAGAGCGAUCCACAUUCUCUCUCUCAGGUGAGUGGCAGUGAAAGAAAGAAUCUAUUCUCUCUUCCUCUCCUCCUUUCUCUUUUGAUUCUUUCCCUCUCUCGGACUCGAAAGCAUCUCCGCGCAAAGGAGGAUCGAUCGGUCGGCGAUGGACAAGAAUCGCCAUGAUGUUGUCGUGACGAUCGAGAAGCAACAGCAGCAGCAGCAGCAGCGAUCCAUUGCUGGCAGGAGAGAUUCGCCGUCCUCUUCGCCGCCGCCACCGCCACCGGGAUCGUCCAAUGGCGAGCGGAUCUCGGUGGUUUGCGACGCGCCCAAGAGCCCAUCGCCGAGAAGAUCGCCGCCCAAGGCCAGCGGCAUUUCCGCCAGAUCGUCCAGGGGCUCCAGCUACAACUUCUCGGAAGACGAACAGCCCCUGGCUAUGGCGGCGGUGAUCGAGAGCAGCGAGCAAGCAGAAGAAGGGAGCGUCCCCGGCGCUAGGAACAAAAGCUUCGAUUUUGGGGUGGGAUUGAGCAAUGGCAGCGGCGGCGGCGCAAUGCCGGCGCCCUCUUCGUCUCUCCCACCACCCAAGAACAGGGGAAAUGGACAGGGCUACCACAGACUCCCCUCUCCCAAUCGCCAGGAGCAAGACCCACCCAAGCAAUCGUCCGCGCAAUCCUCGCCCGCGAGGCGCGUGAGCAGCCCCCAAGUCGCGGAGAUCUUCCUGGGCGAUGCCAAGAACACCACGACGCUUAGAAACGCGAUCGCCGCCGCCGCCACCGCCGAUUCGCCGCCCGCCGCGAUCCCCUCGCCCAAAACCGUGAGCUUCGAUCCAGCGCCACCGCCAGCGCCAGCACCGCCGACGAUCAAGGAGCCCAAGAACUCGACCCCGGUGGACGCGGUGGUGGUCAAGGCCCCCGCCAGGCUCAAGAGCAAAUCCAGGCUAGCGGAGCCGCCGCCACCGCCACCACAGCCGCGCGAAGAAUCCAAGCUCGCCACCCCGGGCAAUGCGGCGGCGCCGGGCUCCGGGCGGCUAGGCGGCGGAGAUGCGGCGCCGCCAGCGGAGGAGGAGGAUCCACUCCGCGACGUCGAUCUCCCGGACAAGUACCGCCACGCGCGCUGGGGCUGCUGCUCGCUCUUCCAGCUGGUGGCGCUCGUCCUCCUCACCGCGCUGCUCGUUUGCAGCGUCACGGUGGCGGUGCUCCGGCGGCGCUCCAUCCUGGGCCUGGAGCUGUGGAAGUGGACGGUGAUGGUGCUGGUGGCGCUCAGCGGCCGCCUCCUCAGCGGCUGGAUCAUCCACGUCGCAGUCUUCUUCAUCGAGCGCAACUUCCUGUGGCGCAAGCGCGUGCUCUACUUCGUCUAUGGCCUGCGCAAGGGCGUCCAGACCGCGCUCUGGCUCACGCUCGCGCUCGUCGCGUGGCUCCUCCUCUUCGAUCCCAAGGUGGAGCGCUCCACCAAGAACAAUCGCGCGCUCCUCUACGUGACCAAGGUGCUCAUUUGCCUGCUCAUCGCGGCCUUCGUGUGGCUGGCCAAGCUGCUCUUCGUCAAGGUGCUGGCCAGCUCCUACCACGUCAACACGUACUUCGAUCGCAUCCAGGAGUCGCUCUUCAGCCAGUACAUCCUGGAGAAGCUGUCCGGGCCGCCGCUGGAGUUCGUGGGCGAUGACGAUCGCGGUGGAGCGCCACCGUCCUUGAUCAAGAAGAAAGGCCUGAGCUUCAAGGUGGUGGAUCAAAGCGCUCCCGCCACCGCCGCCGCCAAGAAGAAGGAUAAGGCUUCGUCGGACUCGGUGCUGAGCAUCGACAAGCUGCAAAAGAUGAACCAGCGGAACGUCUCGGCGUGGAACAUGAAGCGGCUGGUGAUGCUCGUCAAGCAGUCCAACAUCUCGACGCUGUCGCAGACGAUCGACAGAAGCGACGAUGGGCAGGAGAACGAGAUCCAGACCGAGUGGCAGGCGCGCGCGGCGGCCAAGGAGGUGUUUAGAAACGUCGCGCAGCCGGGAAGCAAGCAGAUUGUGCUCGAGGAUCUCUUGCGCUUCCUCACGCCCAGCGAGGCUCACAAGGCGCUGGCGCUGUUCGAGGGCGCCGCCGAGGCCGAGACCAUCACCAAGAAGAACCUCGUCAACUGGGUGAUCAGUGUGUACCGGGAGAGGAGAUCACUGGCGCUGUCGCUCAAUGACACCAAAACCGCGGUGGACAAGCUCCACCACAUCAUCAAUGCCGUGACCGCGGUGGUGAUUGUGAUAAUCUGGCUGCUGGUGCUGGGCAUCGCCACCUCGCACUUACUCAUCUUCGCAUCGUCGCAGCUGCUGCUCAUCGUCUUCAUCUUUGGCAACACUUGCAAGACGGUGUUCGAGGCCAUCAUCUUCCUGUUCGUGAUGCAUCCCUACGACGUGGGCGAUCGCUGUGUCAUCGAUGGCGUCCAGAUGAUCGUGGAGGAGAUGAACAUCCUGACCACCGUGUUUCUCCGCUAUGACAACGAGAAGAUUUACUAUCCCAACUCUGUUCUAGCCAGCAAGCCGAUCAGCAACUACUACCGGAGCCCCGACAUGACCGACGCCAUCGACUUCACCGUGGACAUGUCCACCCCCGUCGAGAAGAUCGCGGCACUCAAGGAGCGAGUCUCAAAGUAUAUCAGCUCCAAAUCGGCUCACUGGCACAACAAGUCGACCAUCGUGGUCAAGGACAUCGAGGACAUGAACCGAAUGAAGAUGGCGCUCUGGGUCCAGCACACGAUGAACUACCAAAACAAUGGCGAGCGGCUCAUUCGCCGCUCCGACCUCUUGAUCAAGCUCAAGACUUUCUUCCAGGAGCUCGGGAUCGAGUACCAUCUUCCUCCGCAAGAGGUCACUCUCUCCGACAAUCACACCAUUGCUGCACAUCCCUUCCGCCUGUCCUAGAGCUGUCAAACUCGGUCUUCAAGAUCUCUAAACUUACUUUCUGUCAGACAGUGGUCUGUCAUUGAGCUAGUGUUGGAAGCAAACAUGAGAAGUGGACGGGAGUACUGUAGAUGCCAUUGGCACUAUCUGAACAUGAGAAGUGGACGAGAGUACUGUAGAUGCCCUUGGCACUAUGUGAAAAUGGAAGUUCGUGCUAGUUACUGCAAGAACUAGACAUGUAGCACCAGGCAAUUGAAUACGACGCUCGUGUUUUAAA
Molecule: messenger RNA, 3212 nt
Organism: Selaginella moellendorffii
Lineage: Eukaryota; Viridiplantae; Streptophyta; Lycopodiopsida; Selaginellales; Selaginellaceae
Product: mechanosensitive ion channel protein 5
Exons: 5
Coding region: 233-2956 (907 amino acids)
Biological process (GO): monoatomic anion transport; transmembrane transport
Cellular component (GO): plasma membrane
Molecular function (GO): mechanosensitive monoatomic ion channel activity
Source: RefSeq, a predicted model, not a curated record